UAUCUUUGAUAUAAAAGUGUAAAAUAAUGCAAACGUUUUAACAAUUACAAAAAAUUUACAUCAAUGAUUGAAUUGUUUUAAAAAUGGCGCGUCUCGCGAAUAUUCAGAAUUGCCAACAUUGCGGUUUGCAGCAUCGAUGAAGAAAGAAACAGCUGCUGUUGCUUAUGACAGCUGUCUGAUUAUCAGAGCCGCAUAUAACGAGAUUUGCUUCAUUCACGAAACUCGAAGUAUACAUAAUAUGUGGUAUCAAAGUUAAUUCUUUAAACAAUUGCCUCUUUGAAGAUUACAUGAUGUUUUCUGCUAUUAAAAGAUUAACCGGUAAAUCAGAUGGUGUUGGCAAUGCAUCUCCCAGGCCAGCCCAUCAAUCCAUGCCGACAAAUCUUCAGAGAAAGUUUGCCAAAGGUGUACAAUAUAACAUGAAAAUAAUCAUAAAGGGAGACAGGAAUGUAGGCAAGACAUGUUUAUUCCAUAGACUGCAGGGGCAAAAGUUUAUCGAAGAGUAUAUACCCACAGAAGAGAUACAAGUGGCUAGUAUACAAUGGAAUUACAAAGCCACCGACGAUGUGGUAAAAGUAGAAGUUUGGGAUGUCGUAGAUCGCGGCAGACGUCGUCGGAAAUUGGAAGGUCUAAAGAUGGACAACACUCCGUCUAAUGCAGAGAACGUUAUCGAGGAACCAGCUCUAGACGCCGAGUUCCUCGACGUUUACAAAGGCACCAAUGGUGUUAUUAUCGUAAUGGACAUCACAAAGAGUUGGACGUUUGAUUACGUCCAACGAGAACUGCCGAAAAUACCUAGCCAUAUUCCUGUCAUUGUUCUCGGCAAUCAUUGUGAUAUGUCGCAUCACAGAACGGUCACUGCGGAUCAUGUGACAUACUUUAUAGAUUCUCUGCAAGAAAGAAGUGCACAAGUAAGAUAUGCGGAAUCAUCGAUGCGAAACGGCUUUGGUUUAAAACUACUACACAAAUUUUUCAACUUACCAUUCCUGCAAUUGCAACGCGAGACGCUGCUGAAGCAGCUUGAGACUAACGAGGAGGAAACGCGUCUGACUGUUCAAGAACUCGAUCUCUUCCAAGACAGUGACGAUGCCGAUUAUAACAAAUUUCUAGAUAAUCUUGUGAAUCGAAGGAGAGCUCUUGCCGAUUCAGUAUCUGCUAGUAAUCUAGUGUCAAAUGUUCCAUCAUCUAUGAGUAAUUAUCAUCUUGCACCCAAUGCGAAUGCUGCUGGAGAGGUCAAAAGGUCGAUCUCAAUGCCUGGUCCAAUUGGCGGCGGAACCCCGAUCCCAGUGAAAAAUUUAGAGAUGAAAUCAUCGAAUAAAAAGGAGAACUCCGCGAUAAGCACGUUGAAUAGUUUAUCAAAUCCUAUGAAAGCUUCGCAAACUAUGGCAUCACCCAUUUCGCAAAAUUCUACUGUUAAAGUAGAAGUAGCUAAACCGGCUGAAUCCAUUAAUGACAACGGCGAGAGAAAAGAUUCCCUCAAUCGUCCACCAUCACUUAUGUCCAAGAUCUUUGGUCAUAAGAAGGAAGAUGAGACGGAUGGAAAACUGCCAAAUGUUAAAAAUCUUAGUUUAAAUGCACCAUUGACUAGUGUCGAAGAUUUUGUACCGGAUGAUGGAAUGCUGGACAAAUCGUUUUUGGAAGAUAGCAGCCAGGUCUCACCGCAAAAAGUGCAGCAAGAAGAAGUAGAUUCUGAGAGUGACACAGAGACUGCAAAUCCUUUAGUAGCUGGUUAUGAAGAUGACUUGUCAUCGAUCGAAGAAGUAGCUUCUCCUAUACAGCCAAAAUUAGCAGAAAAUCCACUGUGUAAACAAAAGCAUAAAUUAGAACCGCUAUCAAGUGCAGAGAUAAAUACUGAGAAGCCAAAUCAAGUUACAAAACGCGACUCCGUUUCUUCUAUAGAACAAGAAUUACGUAUUUCGAAUAAUUUCGAAUCGAAUGAGCAGCCAGAUAUAAAUUCGGACGCUAUUGAUAGCUGGUUGCGGCGAGAUUCCAAGUGGCGACAGAGUCCUGAAGGAGGUGAAGACGUGAGCAGUACCAGUACAAGGAAGGAUAGAUUAGAAUUAAGCGAUAAGAGUCUGGACGUCAGCAUGACAAGCUCCAAUGUUCAUCUGGAACUGCUUGAUAACACUAGCAUACGUCAUAUAAACUCUAAUGGCAGUAGUCCAGUGAUGAAGGAAAGAAAGAAACAUAAAGAAAAGGGGGAUGAAAAGGAAAAGAGGAAAAAGAAGAAAGCAAAGGACAAAGAUAAGGAUAAGGAAAAACCGGAAAAGACUGAAAAGAAAAAGAAACGUUCAUCGCAUCGAUCGAGGGACGAAAACAGAGAGCGAGACGAGCUCGAGGAGUUUUUAAACGGCUCAGCCACAAGAAUCGGCGUUGACGUCGCCUAUGAGGCGAUUUAGCAUUCCAAUAAAAUUAUCGGUAAUGUGUUUUGAAAGUCCUGCGUAUCUUCCAAAAAGAGAAAAAAAGAAUUUCUGCAUAUAAAAGACUUUGAUGUUAAUGCAUGUUAUGCUAUUGUGAACAGAGGAACAAGAUUAUUAUUAGUGCAAAGAAGGUAAUGUUUCGAAUCGCACACAAUUAAUUCUGUAACCAUAUAUUUAUUUUCCACAAAAGUAAUCGUACAUACAUUUUCAAUCAGGCACAAUUUGCUGAAGAUUGUGAUUUUAUAUGAAAGAUACGUUUUUUUAACAAAGAAUACACUUAUUUAUAUUGCAUUUCUUAUCUUAGAUUUUUAACGAUUUUUAAUGAAUAUUUAACAAAUUGUAAAUCACGAAGCGUUUGUUAUAUGAAUGGAUAUAAUAUGUGAAUAUUUCUUUCAUUCACACAUAGUAUAAUGGAAGUGAUACAACAAUUAUAUCAAUUAAUAUGACGUUGAA
Nylanderia fulva is the source of this 2870-nucleotide messenger RNA. RefSeq names its product rab-like protein 6. Gene Ontology annotation, molecular function: GTP binding; GTPase activity. NCBI's taxonomy places the organism in Eukaryota, Metazoa, Arthropoda, Insecta, Hymenoptera, Formicidae. Gene Ontology annotation, cellular component: cytosol; nucleus. The record is from RefSeq and is a predicted model, not a curated record.